AUGAACCCUUCUAAUCCACCCCAAACUGCCGAAUAUGGCGGAGAUGAAGUCUCAGCCAUUGUCCUUGACCCGGGCUAUUCGACCACCCGCGCUGGCUUCGCUGGCGAAGAUGCCCCCAAGUCGUUAAUCCCAACAUAUUACGGCAAGUACAACGCCGAUGGCCAGGAGAAAUUCGUCUACGGAGAUGAUAUUUUUGUGACGCCGCGCCCUGGUCUUUCCAUCCACAACCCGAUCGGCAGGGAUGGCAUUGUUGAGGAUUGGGACAUGGCAGAGAAGGUGUGGGAGCAUUCGUUCACUUCCCGACUCACGGGCGCGAAACCAGGCAACCCAUUCCAGAAUGGAUUGAACGAUAUCCCCAGCGAGGAACUCCCAACAGAGAUGGAGGUUGAAUCGGAAGAGAAGCCUUUGGCGGACAGCCCAUUGUUGAUGACCGAGCCCGGAUGGAACCCGGCCAAGGCACGCGAGAAGACCAUUGAGAUUGCUAUGGAAAAAUGGGGUACCCCAGCUUUCUACCUGGCACGGAGUGGUGUGCUUGCUGCUUUCGCUUCUGGUAAAGCCUCCGCUCUCGUGGUGGACAUCGGCGCCUCUAAUAUCUCCAUCACCCCGGUUCACGAUGGCAUGAUCCUCAAGCGAGGUGUGCAGCACUCACCACUAGGAGGCGAUUAUAUAUCCUCCCAAAUUCGCGCAUUGUUCAAGAAGAACUCCCCGCAACCUAUCACCAUCACGCCCCACUACUUGAUCAGCUCUAAGAACGCUGUCGAAGCUGGCCAAGAACCCCAGGUCAAGUUCAAGACUUUCGCCGCCGACAAGGCGCCCGAUGCUUCUUACCGCGCGCUCCUUGAGGAGCGCACCCUCUCCGAGUUCAAGGAGUGUGUCGUUCAGGUCUGGCCCGGCCCGAACAAGCUCUCUGCCACCGGUCCCAACGGCAUUUCCAACGAAGAUGCCGCACGCUCAUCUCCCGGCCGACCCUUCGAGUUCCCGGAUGGAUACAAUCAGGUCUUUGGUGCCGAUCGCUUCCGCGUUGUGGAGUCUUUGUUCGAUGCUAAAGCUGCCAUCCCCGAUCCCGACUCUCCCUUCCCUGUUCCUACCCCCGCUCAGACUCUUCCCGAGUUGAUCAAGGCAUCCCUGGCCGGUGUGGACGUCGACAUUCGCCCCCACCUGCUCGCCAACGUCGUCGUCACCGGCGCCUCCAGUCUGCUUUACGGUUUCACUGACCGUUUGAGCCAAGAAUUGAUGGCCCAGUUCCCCGGUCCGCGCGUUCGUAUCUCGGCCCCCGGUAACACUGCCGAGCGCCGCUUUGGUUCCUGGAUCGGUGGAAGUAUCUUGGCCAGUCUGGGUACUUUCCACCAGAUGUGGAUCUCCAAGAAGGAAUACGAGGAGCACGGUGCCAACAUUGUAGAGAAGCGCUGCAAAUAA
Penicillium pulvis is the source of this 1416-nucleotide messenger RNA. Its product is annotated as actin family protein. Gene Ontology annotation, cellular component: SWI/SNF complex; NuA4 histone acetyltransferase complex. Gene Ontology annotation, molecular function: chromatin binding. NCBI's taxonomy places the organism in Eukaryota, Fungi, Ascomycota, Eurotiomycetes, Eurotiales, Aspergillaceae. The record is from RefSeq and is a predicted model, not a curated record. The transcript has 3 exons. Gene Ontology annotation, biological process: regulation of transcription by RNA polymerase II. Bases 1 to 1416 code for a protein of 471 amino acids.